Pantherophis guttatus is the source of this 933-nucleotide messenger RNA. Lineage: Eukaryota; Metazoa; Chordata; Lepidosauria; Squamata; Colubridae. The record is from RefSeq and is a predicted model, not a curated record.
CCAGAAGGGACCAUCUCUAAUCAGACAGAUGCAGCUCACUGUGAAUCCUGCCCAGAAGACCAAUAUCCCAACAAGGACAAGGACCAAUGCAUUGCCAAGAAGAUCCAUUUCCUUGACUAUCAAGAAACCCUGGGAUACGUUUUAAUCUCUCUCACUCUUUUUCUCUCUGUGACCACUUCUGCAGUCCUGGUGAUUUUCUAUAAACAUCAUGACACAGCAAUUGUCAAGGCCAACAACCGAAAUCUCACUUACAUCCUCCUGGUCUCCCUCCUGCUCUGCUUCCUCUGCUCCUUCCUCUUCAUUGGUCGACCAGGGAAGAUUACCUGUCUCUUCCGACAAUCUGCCUUUGCCAUUCUCUUUGCCCUUGCAGUUUCCUCUGUGUUGGCAAAAACUGUCAUGGUGGUUCUGGCCUUCAUGGCCACCAAGCCAGGAAACAGGACAAGGAAACUCUUAGGAAAACCACUGACUAACUCUAUUGUCUUAGCUUGUCCCCUGGUCCAAGCAGUACUUUGUGCCACCUGGCUUGGAACCUCUCCUCCAUUUCUCAACUUGGACUUCCACUCCUUGUUUGGAGAGAUUAUUUUGGAAUGUAAGGAAGGCUCAUCUUUAAUGUUUUACAUUAUCCUUGGUUAUCUAGGUUUUUUGGCCCUUGUUAGUUUCACUGUGGCAUUUCCAGCUAGGAAAUUACCUGACAGUUUUAAUGAAGCCAAGUUCAUUACUUUCAGCAUGCUGGUCUUUUGCAGUGUUUGGAUCACUUUCCUCCCCACCUACCUGAGCACCAAAGGAAAGUCCAUGGUGGCUGUGGAGAUCUUCUCCAUUUUGGCCUCUGUAGCUGCUCUCUUGGCUUGUAUCUUUUUUCCCAAAUGCUACAUUAUUCUACUGAGGCCCAAUCUGAAUUGCAGAGAAAAUAUAGUAAGAAACAAGACUUUCUAA